UUCCCUACGUCUCUGUACGUGAUGACGCAACACGCAAGUCGCCCAAAGAACAAACCGACGCAUGAUCUGAGAGAAAGAGACGCCGGCGAACAAGAGGACAUGGCUGUGAACGUACAUUCCACUUCAGUGACUAGCGACAAUCUGAGUCGCCAUGAUAUGCUCGCGUGGAUCAACGAGUCUCUACAGAUGAACUUUACCAAGAUCGAGCUUUUAUGUUCAGGUGCAGCCUACUGCCAGUUCAUGGACAUGCUGUUUCCAGGCUGCAUACCUUUGAAGAAAGUUAAAUUUGGUGCUAAGUUAGAGCAUGAAUACCUUCACAAUUUUAAGAUAUUGCAGGCCGCCUUCAAAAGGAUGGGCGUUGACAAAAUUAUCCCGGUUGACAAGUUGGUGAAGGGCAAAUUUCAAGACAAUUUUGAAUUUGUUCAGUGGUUUAAGAAGUUCUUUGAUGCCAACUAUGACGGAAAAGACUAUGACCCAGUGGAAGCGCGACAGGGCCAGGACACCAUGCCUCCCCCCAACCCCUCCAUGUCUGCCCUCAGCAAGCCCAAAAAGAUCAUGAAUGCAGUCCAUCAGUCUUCUUCUGUUAAGACUGCGACGCCAGCUGCUGUAAUUGCACCACAGAGAGCAGCUGUUGCCAAGGUAACACCCAAGAUGGCGCCUAGCUCUGCUAGGAGACCUGGUGCUGGUGGGGAUGAGGAAAGGGCGGAGCUUAUUCAAGAGUUAAACAUCUUGAAGUCUACGAUCCAGGACAUGGAGAAGGAGCGGGACUUUUACUUUGGCAAACUGAGGAACAUUGAGCUGAUCUGUCAAGAGAAGGAGGGUGAGGGAGACCCCACCCUGCAGAAGAUUGUGGAUAUUCUCUAUGCCACAGACGACGGGUUUGUCAUACCAGACGCUGAGUCAGAGGACCAGGAGGAGUUCUAAUGCAUGUGAUUCGUUGCAGUUUUACCCUCCUCUCACCUUUUUCAUUCCUGUCCUCUCCGCACAGUCACUUCCCCGCCAUCCACACAUCAUAUUAUGCAUUUGGUCUUUUCCGAACAAACUUCAUACUGAAUCCCAUUGCAUCUGCAAAAGCAUGCACAGACACACUUAAUGUUGAAAGAACUGUUUUAAUGCCCUCAGACCUCUGGCUGCCACGAUACUCCUGUUUCUCUUAGAGGAAUAGUGUGUUUCCUGUCUGUAAUAUACGAUCUAAUAUUGCUUUCCUCUUUCAGCAACUUCAGACACCUGCAAAUGUAUUUAUCUUAUUUGAAAUGUCUCUGAAACGUCUUGGACACAUCCUCUGUAGUGAUUUAUAGGUGGCGUCUCCCCCCUCACUGCUGUGGUACAUAUCGCGUCUUAUUCAGAACCAUACCUUACUGACACAAAACCGAGGGACGGAAUGACAAACGUGCAUUAGUUCAUUGCAAAAACCCUCUCACUUCCUAGUUUCCAUUUAUGGUUUUGGUGCUUGCUUUAGCAUGAGGCAGGUAGCAGUCACCACCGCUCCAGUCUAUCCUCAGUGACUGUGCCUUAUACAGACUGUCUGGAGGGAGUGGACCCAGUCUGACGUUUGUCUUUUCUUUGUUUUAUGGAUGUUGUGAAGUGUCGUUUUCGAGUCGACGCCUGUACUAACACUCAGUCGUGCGCUUUGGCCUACAGGAUGCUGAUGUACUGUGGUGUCACGGUUGCACGGGUUUAAAUAUUUUUAUUAUAAUUUUAUUGCUUUCAUUUUAAAUAAUUAUUUGUAUGAAGUUAGUAGCCACUACGUUGGUGGACUCAGCCAAAAUUUGAGUUGACACGACAAACACUGCCCAUUUUCUAGCUGUUUUUACUGCCUUAUAUUUAAUGCGUUUUUCUGUCCUUUCAUUCGCACUGUCUCUUGGUAGAUGUUUGUAAUUCAAGUUAUUAAAGUUUUACAUUAAAAAAUUUGUUUCUUUUAAUUAUUCUUUGUAGAAGUAGUAGUAGCAGCAGCAGAAUAUUGUUACUUUCAGACAAAUCUUUUAAAUACACAAGAUGUGAACAUGAAAUCUUUUGAGUUAUUUUAAAAUAUUGCACUCUUUCAAGACCAUUCCCCAAACUACAUUUGCUUUUUAGAUGAACGUUUUACUUCUCGCUCAUUUUCUAAAAGCCUGAGUUCUGAAUUUGAUCUAUACGAGUUACCUUUUCAGGCAAUGCUUGCUCAAUUCAUUUGUCAUUUUUAGGAGAUUCAGCAUGAUUCUGACUUUAGAUCACUGUGCCAGCUCUGACUUUCUCCGACGUGUAGCUUCAUUGUUUUCAUGUGCACUGGUCAUUCUCAAAACAAUAUGAAUUUUUCUGUGUGUAGUUCUCAAUGUUGCAUUUGACAUCAAUAGCACAUGCAAAACCGGCAAUCAGAGUUGUUAUUGGUGCUAUAAAUACUUUGACCCUUAAAAACUUGCCUGUUUGUGCAAGAAAAGCCCUUUUGCUGGAUGCUUUGGUUCAUUGGAUUAGAAAUAUUUUUGCAGUUGGGCAAAUAUAACAGCGCUGGGUCUGUUCUAAAUAGGAGACAAUAGGAAAACAAGUGACACUCACAUUUCUGGGCUUGCAUUGACAAAUAUCCCAUUGUAAUUUCACACAAGCCGAACUGCUAAAUAUUGGCACAAGGUGGAUGCAAGUAAAAAUGUGGAAGGAAGUAGUUUGGAAGCAGGUGAUGUCUGUUAAAGGCAGUGAUUGACCUUUCCUACCUUCCUUUCAAUGCUCUGUGGCCUUUAAGAACAAUCUGUAGCGAAGGUACUCAGUACAUUGUGGGCCCUCUCCCUGUUUUUGUACUUGCAGGCUGUUAAGAGUUCCACAUUUUUAACUGAAGUCCAUUUCUUACAAUAAAACAGUAUUUACA
Molecule: messenger RNA, 2836 nt
Organism: Sinocyclocheilus grahami
Lineage: Eukaryota; Metazoa; Chordata; Actinopteri; Cypriniformes; Cyprinidae
Product: microtubule-associated protein RP/EB family member 1-like
Exons: 8
Coding region: 22-924 (300 amino acids)
Molecular function (GO): microtubule binding
Source: RefSeq, a predicted model, not a curated record